Messenger RNA from Gaeumannomyces tritici R3-111a-1, 1986 nucleotides. RefSeq lists its product as hypothetical. The transcript has 4 exons. The record is from RefSeq and is a predicted model, not a curated record. Bases 34 to 1653 code for a protein of 539 amino acids. NCBI's taxonomy places the organism in Eukaryota, Fungi, Ascomycota, Sordariomycetes, Magnaporthales, Magnaporthaceae.
ACACACACACACACACACACAGCCAGUAAAGAGAUGGCGCCCGUUAACAUCAGCGCCGCCGUGGAGCGCUCUGCGGUUCUGGGCAACCGGGCCGCGGGCCACAACGGCGUGAUCCAGUCGAGGAGGGGGGUCGCGAACACGCACCCCAACAUCUGGGUGGAGGUCCUGACGCCCAGGGACCAGAGGCACGAGGUGCCAAUCGUCAUGGUGCAUGGCGACUACCACACCGGCUCUGUGUGGGACAUGGACCUGGACCGCACCCAGGACUCUCGGACUUGGGCCGAGUGCUUCCUGGGCGCUGGAUACCAGGUUCAUCUGGUCGACCUGCCGGGCGUGCGGCUGUCGGGGAGCACCACCGAGGGGUCGGAUCGGCCGAUUGAGCCACGGAUGGCUAGCACUGGCUUCGUCGAGGUGAACCUGACGGGCAUGGGCCACAGGGGCCCAUUCAUGUACGACAGUGCAUGGCGCCACGUUGGGUUCCCCGGUGGCCAGGACGGCGGUCCCUACAGCAAGCCUGGCUGGAGGCAAGACCCAGCCUUCGACUACUACUACGGCCAGAUGGAGGAAAAGUGGGAGUUCUCGGGCCGUCCGGUCCAGUGGACGAUGGACGCGGCCGCGGCGGUUGUCUCCGUCAUCGAGAGGCUGCCGUCCAAGAGGGCGGUGCUCGUGGCCGAAGGGAGGGGCAGCGAGGUGGCCAUGAUGGUGGCGGACUACCGCCCGGAGCUGGUGGCGAGCAUCCUCGCCGUGGGGCACUCGCACGCCCCGUUCGCCAACACCCUCGCCGUGUGCAUGGCCGCGAACAAGAACCGCGGCGUCGCGUUCACCGGCGCGGCGAUGACGGAGCGGCGCGCUGCGCGUCAGGGGAUCUUCGACGUCCCCAUGCAGUUCUACCCGCCGCUGCCCCACCAGAGGGACUACAACCCCGAGGACGGGCAGGUCUUCGAGACGAUCGUGCACAGGAACGAGGACGGCGACGAGUGCCUCCUCCAGGACCCGGCCAAGACGGUGCGCACGCUCCCGUUCCUGGCCCAGGUCCCGAUCGCCAUCAUGACGGCCGAGGCGAGCAUCAACAGCAGCUUCGACUGGGCCAUCGUCAAGUUCCUGGAGCAGGCCGGCGUCAAGACCGAGUGGCUCAAGCUGGCCGAGUUCGGCAUCCUCGGCAACGGGCCGCUGCCGUGGCUCGAGAAGGGCGCGGCCGAGUCCGGCAAGCUCGCCGUCGCCUGGGCGACCAAGACCACCUCUGCCGACGCCAACGAGGUCGCGGCCGCCACCGCGCUCCUCACCCCGUCGCCCGAGAACGUCGCGGUCGCGCGCGAGCGGAGGCGCGAGGACCGCGAGAGAGCCGACGCCAAGAACGGAGAGGAAUACUUCGAGUGGGUGCAUGGGUGGCUCGAUAAAACUCCGGCUGACCAGUGGCACCACCCGACGACCCCCGCCGACAAGUACGCCUUCGAGGUCGGGCUGGCAUGGCCGAUACCCCCGGACAUGAAAUACGUGGACGGCGUGAGGUAUCGGCGCAGCGGCGAUCACGGCACCCGCGGCGAUGGCGGCAACGACGGCGACGAUGGCAACGGCGGCGCGGGGGGGCGCAAGCGCAAGCGCCAGGACGGCGACGUUGGCCAGCCUGGUCCUAGUGGCGGUCUUGCCAACUAGGCCACCAACCUCGCUCCCCGGACUCGGUAGAGAUGAUACUUUACUCCCGAGCUCCCAACCGCCGGCGUCAUAUAUCCCACGACCGGUUCACGUCCCGCAAGCUUCUCUGUCGCCAAUAUCCUGCGGCCAUGUCUCCUUCGCCCUCUCUUGCGCGUCUGGCCAUCGACGCGUAUGUACCUCACCAACUCGUCGCCAUAUACACGCGGCCCAGUUUCCCCCUCUCCUUUCGCGUCUCGCCACCAGCGCUCAUAGUACUCACGCCUGACGUCGCCAUACCCACGACCCGGUGUUCUUUCUCGCUUCUAGCCGUCGGCGUCGCCAUAUGCCCGCGAC